Kwoniella mangroviensis CBS 8507 is the source of this 2964-nucleotide messenger RNA. RefSeq lists its product as uncharacterized. Gene Ontology annotation, biological process: L-aspartate catabolic process; biosynthetic process. The record is from RefSeq and is a predicted model, not a curated record. Gene Ontology annotation, cellular component: mitochondrion. The transcript has 13 exons. Gene Ontology annotation, molecular function: L-aspartate:2-oxoglutarate transaminase activity; pyridoxal phosphate binding. NCBI's taxonomy places the organism in Eukaryota, Fungi, Basidiomycota, Tremellomycetes, Tremellales, Cryptococcaceae. Bases 1 to 2964 code for a protein of 987 amino acids.
AUGAGCGAUACUCUCGAUAAAGAGGAAACACAGGUCCACCCUGAUUCGGGUGUGUCAACAAAUGAAGGGCAACAAACAUCGAUAACAUCCACACCUGUACCAACAACCACUGAUGGUGUUGCAGCUCAAUCUCAGCAAACUCGCGAAUCAGGAGAUGCUGGUCCGGUGGACCAAGAAGUAGAGAAGGAUGCGGGCCAGGAAGAUCAAAACAAUGCCGUAGCCGCAACAAGUGAAGAAGAAGAGGUAAAUGCAAGUACAGCUCGGCAGAAUCAGGUUGAGCAUCAAGAUACUGCAAACACUGCGGAUGACAACGAAGUAGAACAACCGGCCAAUCAGAAUAUAAUCAACCUAGAAGAGCAUGGUCUGAAUCUAGAUGACGAAGAAGGGUUUGAUCCAGCCACUCUAGCGAACUUAGCUGCAUUAUCUAGAAUAGCCAACGAAGAAGGUGACGAGGAUGGUGAAGGGGAAGAUAACAACCAGGAUCAAAAUCGAGAUCAGGAUCAGGAUCAACAAGAUAACGAUGCGUUGGAAGUACAUUCGCCAAGGCAUGAUGGACCGUUGACUAGGGAGCAGGUUCAGGAAUUUGUCAAUAAUCUAAGUCAUCAGAAAUCGCAGGACAAGGAAAAUGAGGAUGAAAACGAUAAAAAUAAAGAUAGAGAUGAAGAGGAGAGAGAUCAGCGAGAAGAUGAAGAUCCAGAGAUAGAGGAAAAGCAAGAUGAUAAGUUGAAAGAAAUUGAUCAGAAUGAUGAGUCGAAGAAUAAGAAUAAGAACAAGGAUAGAAAACAGGCAGACGAAGAGUAUGAAGAUGAGAAUGAGAAGAAUGAUAUUGGAUCGGGGGCCAAACAGAAACGAAAGAGGAAUAGGACCGUCUUGAGUUGUACAGAAACGUACGUAUCAUUUCCUAUUGUCCAACACACUAUCAAACUCACUGACAUAUCAUCUCCGAUACUAUCACAUAUAGAGCAUUGCGAUCGUAAUAUACCUUGUAGCAGAUGUAUCAAACGAGGUGUUCCCGGAAUGUGCAGAAUGGAACAUCCAGUCCUUCCACAGCGGAAAAAACGGAAGGUACAAGAUGACGAAGAUAUCAAUUACGAGCUUGGUCUUCGAGUACAAGCGCUGGAAUCCCUCUUACGUUCCGGAUCUCUGAUGGAUGCCGAUCAAGCCUCUGCAGCAGCUAAGGAGACUAUCAUGCAUGCUACACGAGCUGCUAAUGCCGGUUCUCAAGAUGCCAAUAAUGCUUUAGCCCAACUAACACAAAGUGUAGCUGUUAGUGGAGGAAUAGGUGGAUUGAGUCAGGAUGCUCAGUCGAGUCUGCUCUUGGAUGUCUUACAGCAGCUCACUGCGGCGAGUAUGGGGAGGCCAUUGGACCAGAAUGGGGCUGCUGAAGGUAGUAAUCGUAGAGGAUUGGAGGUUUGGUCUGCUAUACCAACAGCAUCUCAGGAGACAUCCGUGGCAAUUGCAUCAGCAUACGAGAACGACGAGGUUGGCGUGAAAAUCAACCUCUCUUUACCUGGUUUCAGAGAAGACAACGGAAAGAUCUUCAUACCUCCUACAGUAAGAUACGUAGAGAAGAACUUGCGGAACGAAAACAUCCUCGCUAGAGAGGCACUACCAAUAGAAGGGUAUUCACCGUUCUUAGAUGCUGGUACAAAGUUUGCAUAUGGGUCGGAAAGUCAGGCUUAUCGACAUCGUAGAAUCGCUUCUAUACAAGCUUUCUCUUUGACCGGAGCGCUCAGAUUAGCAGCGACUUUCCUAUCACGCUUCCCUCCUGUUCCAGGAACCAAGUCGGUCUUCGUACCUUCUCCUACGGCAGACGAAGAUACAACUGCCUUACAGGACUCAGGUUUGGAAAUACGUUCUUUCCGAUUCCUAGAUUACAAGACUGGUGGAGUAGACUGGGAAAGUCUGAGAGAGGAUUUACAGGAUGCACCCCCGAAAUCUGUCGUGUUGAUACAGGUUAGCGGGAGUAUGCCCAGUGGAGCGGAGUUGACUACCAACCAGUGGAGAUUGUUAGCCGCAUUAUUACAGGAGCGAGAGUUGAUACCUUUAGUGAUGAUGGCUUAUCAAGGAUUAUCGACGGGAGAUACGAACCGAGAUGCUCAGGCAUUGCGAUUUAUGGUACAUGAGGGAUUACCAGUAGUAUUGGUCCAGAGUUUUGAUGCAAUGAUGGGAUUAUACGGCGAUAGUCCAUCGAUCGUUUCGAUCGUCACUCAGAAUGCGGAAGACAGGGAUAGAGUAGAUUCCCAAUUACGUUCAGUAGCUAGGGGAAUGUGGUUCCAUCCUUCUCCUUGGGGUGCUCAGGUGGCUCAUCAGAUUUUGUCGGAUGCGAAGCUGUACCCUGCUUGGCUCGCCGAGAUUAAAGCUAUGUCUGAUCGAUUACGAAGUGUGCGAGAGAAAUUGUACGACCUCCUUGCCAAUAAAUUGAAAACACCUGGUUCAUGGAUACAUCUCAAAAGGGCUAGUGGGAUGUAUUGUACUGCUCUUCUCCCUCCUUCUCAAGUCGACGCAUUAACAUCCAAACGACACGUCCAUUUACUUCCCGAUGGAUGUUUCAACCUCGGUUGUCUAAAUGCUACCAAGAUUGAUAUACUUGCUCGAGCGAUCGAUAAUGUCGUAAGAGAAGGAAUCAAGGAGAUGGAAGAGCAACAGGCACAACGUCUAGCUAUGGAGUUAGCCCUGGCAGCGGCAAAGGAACAACAGGCGAGAGAAGAGGCCGAAGCGUUAGAAUUGGCUGCUCAAGCUUUGAGAGAGGAAGAUACGUUAUUGAUGGAACGAUCUAUUGCAAAUGCCAUUGAGAGACAGAGGAUUGCAGAGAUGGAAGAAGAAAGAGAUAGACAGACGGAUGAGAAACAACGAGAGAUUGAUAGGAGAGCUGCGGAAAGGGCGGAAAUCGCUAAACAGGCUGAAGCGAUCUUGGCUAGUCUGCAACCUCCUAACCAUAAUGGUGGUGGGGUGGGUCAUUAG